ACAAGUGAAACAUAGAGGCUGCGGGUCGAUAAUGCCACUUUAUCCUCAACAUGUGGCGGGCGAUGCGGCUGUAAAUAACAUGGGGGCUGCUGGGGGUCAACUUACAUAACAAACAGCAUCACAACCACUGAUGUGUGCGGGGGGCAGCUGUGGAUACCAUAUUGGACACUCGUUCUUCCAAGCAUCAGCUUCUCAUUUGGAAGGUCGGUGUAAGGUUUCUCUCCCUCCGCCCUCGGACAGACCGAGCUUCCAGCCUGCAAGGAGAGAGUUCUCAAGUGUUCAUUCUCAGUGAAGAUUCAAUCAUUGCAGUCCAGCCAAUGCUCUAUCUUUUCUCCACCUACCCGGUGCAAACAAGAAGUCAAUAGCAUCUACUUUUUAACAAAAAACUUUGAUUGGACCCAAAUACAAGACUCCACAAGACCCUACAAAGUUGUGUGACUCCUUUUUUUUGGAACCAACCGCCAUCAUGGGGGCCACAGGCUAUGGCUAUUAUCGCACUGCCAUCUUCUCCUGCAUGUUCAUUGGCUACUCGCUGUACUUCUUCAACAGGAAGACCUUCUCGUUUGUCAUGCCCUCUGUGAUGGAGGAGAUUGAAUUGGACAAAGAUGACUUGGGUCUGAUCACCAGCAGCCAAACCAUGGCCUACGCCAUCAGUAAGUUCAUCAGCGGCGUGCUAUCGGACCAGAUCAGCGCCCGCUGGCUCUUCUCCAUCGGCCUCUUCCUGGUGGGCGGCAUUAAUGUGGUGUUCUCCUGGUCCUCCACCGUCCCCGUGUUCUCCCUGCUCUGGUUCAUCAACGGCCUGGGUCAAGGCUGCGGCUGGCCCCCCUGUGGCAAAGUACUGCGCAAGUGGUUUGAGCCCUCCCAGUUUGGAACGUGGUGGUCCGUGUUGUCCUGCAGUAUGAAUCUAGCCGGGAGUCUGGGUCCAAUCCUGGUCACUAUACUCCUGCAGUACUACAACUGGAGGACUAUCUUGACUGCAUCUGGGAUCUUCUGCGCCUCCUUCUCGUUGGUUUGUGUGGUGUUCAUAAAGAACGAGCCAAAGGACGUGGGCCUGCCCAGCAUCGAGGGAGCAGCCAAGAAGGGGGCCAAGGGGGGCAACGGGGAGAGCACCCUGAGGGAGUUCCUCCUCUCACCAUUCCUGUGGGUGCUGUCUCUGGGCUACUUGGUGGUGUUUGGGGUGAAGACAGCUGCCACUGACUGGGGACAGCUGUUCCUUAUGCAGGAGAAGGGCCAGACUGUUCUCAUGGGGAGCACCUACAUGAGUGCCUUGGAGGUGGGGGGUUUCGUGGGCAGCCUUGCGGCAGGGUUCCUCUCGGAUCGAGCUGUAGCUCGGCAAGGGUUGGGAACCCACGGCAACCCUCGUCACAGACUGCUCCUUUUCAUGAUGGCCGGUAUGUGCGUGUCCAUGUACCUUUUCAGGGUUACAAUCACACUUGAGAUGCCACAGGAGGCUCCUCUUUGGGUCCAAGUCCUUCAUCCUGUCUCUGUCCUCGUUGGUGUAUCAGAAAAAGAGAUCUGGAUCCUCUUCCUCGGUGCCAUGUUUGGAUUUUCUUCCUACGGACCAAUUUCCUUGUUUGGGGUGAUAGCCAGUGAAAGUGCUCCUUCAAAUUUUUGUGGAACCUCUCAUGCUGUUGUAGCUCUGAUGGCUAAUGUUGGGGCUUUUAUGGCAGGCCUUCCCUUCAGCACCAUUGCCAAGCAACACAGCUGGGACACGGCCUUCUGGGUUGCCGAGGUCAUCAUGGCGGUUGCCACCGUCGGCUUCUUCCUUUUGCGCAACAUGCGCACCAAGAUGGGACGGUGGGAGAAAACAGACUAGUACAUCAUCCUGAAUUGAGCCAACUGUCGACAUCCUGACAUGUGACUAGAUGCACGGUGUUCUCACACUGUUGCUGGCUAGCCAUAAAAAAUACGGCAAAUUAAUACGCCAAUUAGAACAAACACAGAGGAAAUGUCUUUAGACUCACAAUGCUGUGCUUUCAUCACAUUCGAUCUAGAGAUAUAGUCUGGUCUGAUACCAACAAGAGAACUGGAUAUCUGUGACUUGGACAAUCUGGUACUGGGUACUAUUAUUUAAAAUGAAUUAUUGAAAUUUAUACAGUAUAUCAUAUACAGUAUAUUGGUAACAUUGUGUUUUACAAAGCAAUAUUUGAGUCAAAUGAUCCCAGUCUCUUCCACACAGUGAGGCAUACAUACUUAUUAAGUAAACACUAUUAUCGGAUCCGUACUUGGUACUAGUCGAGCCCUAAAGCCCAGGUAACAGUAUGAAAGUAACAAUAGUCAGAUCGGUGAUUUAUCAACACAAGGGUGGUGGGGUCUAGGAUUAAAUGGCAUUGAGUGGUGAGUUUGUAGAUUUCAACAAACUUAACACCCUUCCUUUGACCCUUCCCUUUCUGAGCAUGUCGAGAACUACAGUGGCCUUCAGGUAACGAAAACAACGCAAGAACAAGUGUUUGGUUUGUUCCUCCUGCUGAAGUAACACAGCAACAUGAAGUAAAUAAAUCAUUCUAAGCUAAAGAAGUAUUUUUAUUUUCAGGUGGUUGUAUACUCUCAUUAUUUUAAAACAUAUUUUAUGUUAUUUUAUUACAUUUCUACCAAAAAAUCCUAGAUACCAGCACACAAAGUUAGUUUUCCAGUGGAGCAAUUUAAGACAGCUGUGCAAAGGUUUUGAGCUGAUUUUGUCAAUGCGUGCUGCUGCACAUGUUUUCAUUGAGUGGAGGUCAGUUGGAUGUAAUGUGUUGAAUAUUUCUUAAUGGGCCUUUAUAUUCCAAAUAAUAUUUGUCUGGGGAUGUGCACUAAAGUCUUAGUAUGUAUCGUCGUCAUGAUUGUGAAAGGCUCAUUAUUUCAAUGAAGAAAUAGGAGAGCAUGUUAUGUUUAUACACCGCUGUGUUUGACGUGAUCCACAAUUUUACUCUUGAGCCUCGCCAUCUCGCGUGAUCAGAAGUGUCUUAGACAAACAUUAAAGUACAGAUGUUUAAUCACAGAAGUUUGAACUUUAUACUGUUAACUUAGUCAUUUCAGAAAUGACUUUUUUACAAAUUACUGGUGAUUAUACCAUUAACAUAUAAUAAAUGUGAAGUUGAGUUUAUUUGAUUUCACUAGUGGUAGUUAAACGUAUCGCCUGACAACUCACUGUGAGCUAUGUAUAUUGCUUUAACCAAUUCUGGAGAGAAAAAAAAGUUAUAGAAUCACCUUCGCCUUUUUUCAUCCUGUUCUCUGCUUUUUUGUUAAGAGCCAUGACUGUUUGCUCAGCCUAACCGAAAAAUGCCCCUGAACUAGCUAACUUAUAGCUUUUUGUUGCUUCACAUGAUCAAGUAGAGACAUGACAUUGGACAACAUCAGCACUCCCGACAAGCAUCUUUACAAAUCUAUAUAUAAAAUAAAUAAUUUAUUGAAUAGUUUUAAUGGUUUAUGAAGCACAAGCUAUUUUAUGAUAGAUUGCUACUGACUAUUUUACUAAUAAAGAAUACACAAACAAAGCCA
Messenger RNA from Pungitius pungitius (ninespine stickleback), 3480 nucleotides. RefSeq names its product solute carrier family 37 member 4b (gene slc37a4b). The coding region runs from base 467 to 1816 and encodes 449 amino acids. The transcript has 10 exons. Gene Ontology annotation, biological process: glucose-6-phosphate transport; phosphate ion transmembrane transport. The record is from RefSeq and is a predicted model, not a curated record. Gene Ontology annotation, cellular component: endoplasmic reticulum membrane. Gene Ontology annotation, molecular function: glucose 6-phosphate:phosphate antiporter activity. NCBI's taxonomy places the organism in Eukaryota, Metazoa, Chordata, Actinopteri, Perciformes, Gasterosteidae.